Messenger RNA from Dama dama (fallow deer), 2502 nucleotides. RefSeq names its product polyribonucleotide nucleotidyltransferase 1 (gene PNPT1). NCBI's taxonomy places the organism in Eukaryota, Metazoa, Chordata, Mammalia, Artiodactyla, Cervidae. The transcript has 28 exons. The record is from RefSeq and is a predicted model, not a curated record. Gene Ontology annotation, molecular function: RNA binding; polyribonucleotide nucleotidyltransferase activity; 3'-5'-RNA exonuclease activity. The coding region runs from base 25 to 2379 and encodes 784 amino acids. Gene Ontology annotation, biological process: mitochondrial RNA 3'-end processing; mitochondrial mRNA catabolic process. Gene Ontology annotation, cellular component: cytosol; mitochondrion.
CGGGCUGAUCGCGUGCCAGGUGUCAUGGCGGCCUGCAGGCAUUGCUGCUCGUGCCUCCGGCUGCGGCCUCUGGGCGAUGGUCCCCUCCGUCUGCCAGGGCGGGAUAGGAUACUCACCCAGUUACAGGUGCGAGCUCUAUGGGGUGGCACCGGACAGCGAUCCGUGGCCGUGGAUUUAGGCAGCAGAAAACUAGAAAUAUCCUCUGGAAAACUAGCCAGAUUUGCAGAUGGCUCUGCUGUGGUACAGUCAGGUGACACUGCAGUGAUGGUCACAGCAGUCAGUAAAACAAAACCUUCACCUUCCCAAUUCAUGCCUUUGGUGGUUGACUAUAGACAGAAGGCUGCUGCAGCAGGUAGAAUUCCCACAAACUAUCUCAGAAGAGAGAUUGGAUCUUCUGAUAAAGAAAUUCUUACAAGUCGAGUAAUAGAUCGUUCAAUUAGACCUCUCUUUCCAGCUGGCUACUUUUAUGAUACACAGAUCCUUUGUAAUCUGUUAGCAGUAGAUGGUGUUAAUGAACCUGAUGUCCUAGCAAUUAAUGGUGCUUCUGUAGCCCUCUCAUUAUCAGAUAUUCCUUGGAAUGGACCUAUUGGGGCAGUACGAAUAGGAAUGAUUGAUGGAGAAUGUGUAGUUAACCCAACACGAAAAGAAAUGGCAAACAGUACUUUAAAUUUAGUGGUUACUGGAGCACCUAAAAGUCAGAUUGUCAUGUUGGAAGCCUCUGCAGAGAAUAUUUUACAGCAGGACUUUUGCCAUGCUAUCAAAGUGGGAGUAAAACAUACACAACAAAUAAUUCAGGGCAUCCAGCAGUUGGUAAAAGAAAAUGGUGUUACCAAGAGGACACCUCAGAAGUUAUUUGUCCCUUCGCCAGAGAUUGUCAAACACGCUCAUAAACUCGCCAUGGAAAAACUCUACACAGUUUUUACAGAUCAUGAACAUGAUAAAAUUUCCAGAGAUGAAGCUGUUAACAAGAUUAGGUUAGAUACAGAGGAACAACUAAAAGAAAAAUUUCCAGAGGUUGAUUCCUAUGAAAUAAUAGAAUCCUUCAAUGUUGCUACAAAGGAUGUUUUUAGAAGUAUUAUUUUGAAUGAGUACAAAAGGUGUGACGGUCGAGAUUUGACUUCACUUAGGAAUAUAAAUUGUGAGGUAGAUAUGUUUAAGAUUCUUCACGGAUCGUCAUUAUUUCAGAGGGGACAGACACAGGUGCUUUGUACUGUUACAUUUGAUUCAUUAGAAUCUAAUUUUAAGUCAGACCGAAUUAUAACAGCUAUAAAUGGGAUAAAAGAUAAAAAUUUCAUGCUGCACUAUGAGUUUCCUCCCUAUGCAACUAAUGAAAUUGGCAAAGUUACUGGUGUAAAUAGAAGAGAACUUGGGCAUGGUGCUCUUGCUGAGAGAGCUCUGUAUCCUGUUAUUCCUAAAGAUUUUCCUUUCACCAUAAGAGUCACAUCGGAAGUACUAGAGUCAAAUGGAUCAUCUUCUAUGGCAUCUGCAUGUGGUGGAAGUUUAGCAUUAAUGGAUGCAGGAGUUCCAAUUUCAUCUGCUGUGGCAGGUGUGGCAAUAGGAUUGGUCACCAAAAACAAUCCUGACAAAGGUGAAAUAGAAGACUAUCGUUUGCUGACAGAUAUUCUGGGGAUUGAAGAUUACCAUGGUGACAUGGAUUUCAAAAUAGCUGGCACUUCUAAAGGAAUAACUGCAUUGCAGGCUGACAUCAAAUUACCUGGGAUACCAAUAAAAAUUGUAAUGGAAGCCAUUCAGCAAGCCUCAGUGGCAAAAAAGGAGAUAUUACAGAUAAUGAACAAAACUAUUUCAAAACCUCGAGCAUCUAGAAAAGAAAAUGGACCUGUUGUAGAAACUGUUCAGGUUCCGUUAUCAAAACGAGCAAAAUUUGUUGGACCAGGUGGAUAUCAUUUAAAAAAACUUCAGGCUGAAACAGGAGUCACUAUCAGCCAGGUAGAUGAAGAAACAUUUUCUAUCUUUGCACCAACACCUAGUGCCAUGCAUGAAGCAAGAGACUUCAUUACUGAUAUCUGCAAAGAUGAUCAAGAGCAGCAAUUAGAAUUUGGAGCAGUGUACACCGCCACAAUAACUGAAAUCAGAGACACUGGAGUAAUGGUUAAACUCUAUCCAAAUAUGACUGCAGUACUACUCCACAACACACAACUUGAUCAACGAAAGAUUAAACAUCCCAGUGCUUUAGGAUUAGAAGUUGGCCAAGAAAUUCAGGUGAAAUACUUUGGACGUGAUCCAGCUGAUGGAAGAAUGAGGCUUUCUCGUAAAGUGCUCCAGUCUCCAGCUACAACUGUUGUCAAAACUUUAAAUGACAGAAGUAGUAUUGUAAUGGGAGAAUCUGUUUCACAGUCAUCAUCUAAUUCUUCCCGGUGAUUUUUUUUAAGAAUUCUAGAGUGAUAUUCUAUAUUCUAUAGAGCAAAAUUUCAGUAGCAUCUUCUAACAUGUAGAUUUAUAUAUAAUAUAAAUAUAUUCUAAUGAUUUGUAUGAAAAUGCUCA